Molecule: messenger RNA, 1413 nt
Organism: Knipowitschia caucasica
Lineage: Eukaryota; Metazoa; Chordata; Actinopteri; Gobiiformes; Gobiidae
Source: the annotation of a GenBank genome assembly
AUGGCGGUUAUAAAGAGCUCUGUCCUGCUCAGAGGAGUGUGGUCUGGACCCUGUCCUGCUCAGAGGAGUGUGGUCUGGACCCUGGACGGUUCAAAAGGAGGGACCAGGAGGAGAGCUGACAUCAAAACCACAUUAACUCAGACACGGGUCCAACAUGGAUCCAUCACGUCACCACAGAAGGCAGAGACGGAAGGACAUCAGCGAGUCAGGACCACAUCCACCCUGGACUCCGUCACAUCCACCCUGGGCUCCGUCACACCCACCCUGGCUCCGUCACAUCCACCCUGGGCUCCGUCACAUCCACCCUGGACUCCGUCACACCCUGGGCUCCGUCACAUCCACCCUGGCUCCGUCACACCCUGGGCUCCGUCACAUCCACCCUGGACUCCGUCACAUCCACCCUGGGCUCCGUCACAUCCACCCUGGGCUCCGUCACACCCUGGGCUCCGUCACAUCCACCCUGGGCUCCGUCACAUCCACCCUGGGCUCCGUCACACCCACCCUGGGCUCCGUCACAUCCACCCUGGACUCCGUCACAUCCACCCUGGGCUCCGUCACACCCUGGGCUCCGUCACAUCCACCCUGGACUCCGUCACAUCCACCCUGGGCUCCGUCACACCCACCCUGGGCUCCGUCACAUCCACCCUGGACUCCGUCACAUCCACCCUGGGCUCCGUCACACCCUGGGCUCCGUCACACCCACCCUGGACUCCGUCACAUCCACCCUGGGCUCCGUCACAUCCACCCUGGGCUCCGUCACACCCUGGGCUCCGUCACAUCCACCCUGGGCUCCGUCACAUCCACCCUGGACUCCGUCACAUCCACCCUGGGCUCCGUCACAUCCACCCUGGGCUCCGUCACAUCCACCCUGGGCUCCGUCACACCCACCCUGGCUCCGUCACAUCCACCCUGGGCUCCGUCACAUCCACCCUGGACUCCGUCACAUCCACCCUGGGCUCCGUCACAUCCACCCUGGGCUCCGUCACAUCCACCCUGGACUCCGUCACAUCCACCCUGGGCUCCGUCACAUCCACCCUGGGCUCCGUCACACCCACCCUGGGCUCCGUCACAUCCACCCUGGACUCCGUCACAUCCACCCUGGGCUCCGUCACACCCUGGGCUCCGUCACAUCCACCCUGGACUCCGUCACAUCCACCCUGGGCUCCGUCACAUCCACCCUGGGCUCCGUCACACCCUGGGCUCCGUCACAUCCACCCUGGGCUCCGUCACAUCCACCCUGGACUCCGUCACAUCCACCCUGGGCUCCGUCACAUCCACCCUGGGCUCCGUCACAUCCACCCUGGGCUCCGUCACACCCACCCUGGCUCCGUCACAUCCACCCUGGGCUCCGUCACAUCCACCCUGGGCUCCGUCACACCCACCCUGGGCUCCGUCACACUAGGGCUGGGAUAA